Messenger RNA from Amyelois transitella, 1720 nucleotides. Its product is annotated as small glutamine-rich tetratricopeptide repeat-containing protein beta. Gene Ontology annotation, molecular function: molecular adaptor activity; protein binding. Gene Ontology annotation, biological process: post-translational protein targeting to endoplasmic reticulum membrane. The transcript has a single exon. Bases 129 to 992 code for a protein of 287 amino acids. The record is from RefSeq and is a predicted model, not a curated record. Lineage: Eukaryota; Metazoa; Arthropoda; Insecta; Lepidoptera; Pyralidae. Gene Ontology annotation, cellular component: membrane; TRC complex.
UCAAGUCAGUCAUUUUGUGUGUGGUGUGCAUGUCAUUAUUUGACUACGAUUCACUAAUAACUAAAAAUAAUAGAAUUUUCUGAUAGUUUCAUCAUUUCCAAAUAGUGCCAGUGAGAAAAUUUAACAAAAUGUCGGAUGUAAAAAUAGUAGCAGCCAGUAUAGUAAAUUUUCUGAAAAAACAGCUUGAAGGCGACACUUUGAGUUUGGAUUCUAGGGAGAGCGUUGAGGUUGGCGUGCAGUGUAUAGAAACCGCAUUCGAGCUUAGUGCCGAAGAUACGGCUCGAGGUGUCGAUUUAUUGCAGUUAGUGAAACAACAACGAGGUGCAGGCCCUACACCAGACUGUGCCGAGGCGGAGAAAUUGAAAAAUGAAGGCAACGAACUGAUGAAGGCAGAACGGCAUCGUGAGGCGCUCGAAAAGUAUACUCGUGCCAUCGAACUAGAUCCUCGAAAUCCUGUUUACUUCUGCAACCGCGCGGCUGCUCAUUUCAAGCUCGAGGAACACGAAGCCGCAGUUGCUGACUGCACCGCUGCCUUAGCAUUACAGCCCGAUUACAGCAAAGCACACGGUCGUUUAGGCCUGGCCUUGACUGCAUUAGACAGGCACAGAGAGGCUCGGGCGGCUUACGCACGCGCCGCUCAACUGGAACCGGAGAAUGAAUCAUACAAACAGAAUCUUCGUUUUGCUGAUGAGUGCCUAGCACAACGCGGGGAACGUGGGCCGCUAGACUUAGGAGGGCUGCUACAAAACCCUGCUUUACUGAAUAUGGCCACAGAAAUGUUAGCCGACCCUAAUAUGCAAAAUCUUAUAUCUGGAUUAAUGACUAAUACACAAGCCACCGGUCCAGCAGGCCCUGGAGGUAUGAAUGCUUUAUUAGAAGCUGGUCAGGCUCUAGCUCAGCACAUGCAAGCUGCAAAUCCAGACUUAGUGGAGCAACUGCGUAGACAAGUCCGUCCGCCGGGUGGGCCAGGCGGCAACCCUCCUUCACAGUGAGCACAGAUUAUACAUAGGUUUCUUAGAUAAAUAAGCUACUGCACUAUAAUGGGAAAAUGAAACUAUGUGGUGCCAGUUUGUAGCGGAGCCGUCUGACAUCCAAGAAAUACAUUUUAGCAUAAAGUUUGAAUAUUCCUUAUAGUAUUUAUCCAAGGAAUUUUAUAUUUAGUAAUGCCGUACUUUUCUACUUAAUGUCUCCUUUUUUUUUUUGAUGUUCUUAUUAUGUGGCGAAAUAGUAUUUAUUUCAAUGUUCAAAAGUUGUAAGCAAUUGACAUCACAGACAAGUUUUUUGGACAAAUUGAGUGAUAUACUUAACACUAAACUGUCUGUAAUUUACACAUGUUGUAUUGGUUGAUUUCAAGAUCAUUGUUUCCAUAAAAUUUAUUAAGGUACAAAACGAAAAUUUUGUAGAAUAGCAGGUGUAUGUUUUCUUAUACUUAAGUUUUCAUGUAGAUAUCGAGAUUUGGUCAUUGCAUUAUGUGCAUUUAUUUUUCCUUUUUUUUUAUCAGGCAUAUAUCUUAAUAUAGCUAGGAAAGUGAAAGAAAUUUGAUGUUGAAGGAGUUGUGUUCAGGCAUACUAAAUAACUAGUAUAUUUAUAUAUAGAUGUCGUAAAUAUGUACCAAACAAUGUUGAAUGUGGGAAUACUUGUAACCAUUCUUGUUUUCAACAGAAAUUAUUUCUAGCGUAAGUUUGGAAUUUAAUGGUAAUAAAUUUAUUUCAACUUUUAA